CCAAUUUACCCCAACAUGGCGGCGAGGGGCCAUGUGCAAGAUCCCAACGACAGGAGACUUAGACCUAUUUACGAUUACCUGGACAAUGGCAAUAAUAAGAUGGCAAUCCAACAGGCUGACAAAUUGCUCAAGAAGCACAAGGACCUUCACUGUGCCAAGGUCCUGAAGGCCAUUGGUCUGCAGCGGACUGGCAAGCAGGAUGAGGCCUUCGCACUUGCACAGGAAGUAGCCACAUUGGAGCCCACUGAUGACAACUCGCUGCAGGCCCUCACAAUACUCUACAGAGAGAUGCACCGACCGGAGCUGGUGACCAAGCUUUAUGAGGCAGCAGUGAGGAAAGUUCCCAGCAGUGAGGAGUACCACUCCCACCUGUUCAUGGCCUAUGCUCGUGUUGGGGAGUACAAGAAGAUGCAGCAGGCUGGGAUGACGCUUUACAAGAUCGUUCCCAAGAACCCGUAUUACUUCUGGUCUGUGAUGAGCCUGGUGAUGCAGGCCAUAUCAGCUCAGGACAAGAAGCUGUCGCAGACCAUGUUUCUGCCCCUGGCCGAACGGAUGGUGGAAAAGAUGGUGAAGGAGGAGAAGAUUGAGGCCGAAGCUGAGGUGCAGCUUUACUAUAUGAUCCUGGAGCGGCUGGGGAAGUACGUAGAGGCGCUGGAGGUUGUUCGUGGGCAACUGGGAGAGAAGCUAACCAGUGAGCUGCAGAGCCGGGAGAACAAGUGCAUGUCCCUGUACAAGCAGCUGGAGCGUUGGCCCGAGUGCAACGCCCUGUCCUGCAAGCUGCUGCUCAAGAACCCCGAUGACUGGCAGUUUUACAUGUCCUAUUUCGAUUCGCUCUUCCACCUCAUCGACCAGGGCUGGGAACCACCCUCUGAGGGCGAGCAUUGCUCAGAGGGCGAGGUGCGAAGCUCUGUGGCUCAAGCCAUCGCCUUUGUGGAGGAGCGGCUGGCGGUGGAAGAGGCGAAGGAGACGCGCCCGCUUCGAGGUCCUUUUCUGGCUCGCCUGGAGCUGAUUCGCCGACUGAGGGCAAGAGGCUGCCCCGAGGAACAGGAGCUGGGAGAACCACUGGAGCUCAUGUUCCAGUACUUCAUCAAGUUUGGUGACAAACCCUGUUGCAUCUCAGACCUGAAAAUCUACUUGGACCUUUUGACAACUGACCAUCAUGUACAGUUUAUCAACAGGUUGAUGGAGACGGUACCCUUAUCCGAGCCCCAGGACGAUGGGGUGGCGCUGCCAGGGGAUACCCGGGCUCUCCAGAGGCACCUUUGUGUGGCCCAGCUAAGCCGUGCUUUAGGCCUCCAUCAUGCCCUGGACACCACUGGCAAGCUGGAUCUCAUUCGACAACUAAAAAGUCACUAUCGGCAUGGCCUGCAGUUUGGAAAGUCAUGCCUGAAGACAGAACUGCAGUUCUCAGACAUGUACUGUCUCUUGGCCUCCCAUGUAUACAUCGACUUGUGGGCUGAGACCGGGGACGAAACCAUGCUCUGGCAGUGUCUGGGCCUCCUGGAGGAGGGCCUCAGCCACAGUUCCUCCAACGCUCAGUUCAAGCUGCUUUUAAUCCUUCUUUUCUGUCGCAUGGGGGCCUUUGAGCCUGUGGUGGACCUCUAUUCUAGCCUGGACGCCAAACACGUGCAGCAUGACACCAUCGGGUUCCUGUUGACCCGCUAUGCAGAGUCUUUGGGCCAGUUUGCUGCUGCUUCCCAGUCAUGUAAUUUUUCUCUCAGGUUUUUCCACUCGAACCAGAAAGAUACCUCAGAAUAUAUCAUUCAAGCUUACAAGUAUGGUGCAUUUGAGAAAAUCCCUGAGUUUAUUGCUUUCCGGUCCCGCCUGAAUCGCUCACUGCACUUCGCCCAGGUGCGCACGGAGAGGAUGCUGCUGGACCUCUUCCUGGAGGCUGACCUGUCUUCCAGCUUGGAGGACAAUGUGAAGUCCAUGGGUUUGUGUCCCGAGGAGGACGACAUCCCUUGGACAGAUAUGAGGGACAACCGUGACCUUACCGUGCUCACCAGCUGGGAUCCCGCAGACCGGCAGUUGUCGGAAGAGCAGCGCUCCUUCUCUCUGCAGGAGGAGCUGCUCUGGUUGAAGGUGCGCUUUCUCACCUUGCGGCUAGUAGGCACCUUAGCUGUGCUCAGCCACCCCCCUACGCCCCGCAAUGCUGAAAAGGCAGCUGAGAAUGGUGUAGUGGCCAAACCUGAUAUAUUGCGCCCCCUGCUGGACCAGCUGAACACCACGCUACAAAAUGGAGCCCAGUUCUUAGAAAGGGGUGUGCAGUAUCCCUUCCUAGGCCCUUCCCCGACACGCUUGGCUCAUGCCUUGGCAAGUGGGAGCUGCCAUUGCCAGGUCUUGGCCUUCCAGCUAGCAGCCUACGUGCAGGAGCUGGAUGCUGCGGCGCUUGAAGAGACAACAGAGGUCCAAACACAGAUUUCGAACAGUUUCAAGUCUUUACUAAUACAACUGAAAGAGAUAUUGAAUAAAUGCAAAGGUGAUCUACUGGAAGUGAAGGAAGGCCAAUGCAAGACACAGCCAACAUUGUUAGAAAACUUAGUCUUUUUUGUUGAGACGGUUUGUGUGGUGCACUGGGUCUCUUGCUUCUGUGCUGGUGUCCUCCGGCCUCUCAAGGCAAGCCUACAGAAAAGGAAGAAGAAGAAAAAGGAACCCAUUUCUGCCACGAUGGUGGUGUUCAGUGGGUUCCAGGAGUUCACAGCGGGCCUACAGUCACUCUUCAGUGAGGUCCUGGACCACAUUAAAGGACAAGAGACCAGCCUGACUGCCCUGAAGCUAGGGGAGCUCACCUUGGAAGAAGUGAUGCCAGCUGGGGAGGAGGCAUUUGUCAAGUUGGCAAUGGAUAAGCUGAGGAGCAGCUACCUGCGGUCACUACAGGAGCUUGGGGACCUACUGAAGAAGAGGGCGGAUGUGCUGAAGAGCCUCAAAAUCUGAGCGCAGCCCUGGCCGGGCCCUCUACAACCUCCGACAGCUGUCUUCGUCAUUCUUACUUAACGUUCUCCCCCGCUGCCCCUCUACCACCUUUUUUUUUUUUUUUUUUUUCUUUUUUUCUCCCCCGUGCUUCUAUUUAUCCCCUUCAGGAUGCCAUCAUUUCUCUUUCCUUUUUCCUCCUGGUCCCUCACCCUAACUCCCUGAAACACCUUUGAAAUCCACAGCUCUUCCACAAAGACGCUUGAUGCACUCAUAGUUUAAUCUCGCCUGAGAGCAGGGCCAAAAGCGCCUGAAAUAAGUGAAUAGAGAACAUAGUUCAGCUGUUUUAGAAUAACUGCUCAAAUACAUUAUUGUACAUAGUCUGCUGCAGAGAAAGUAACAGUAACUGUCACAACUCCUUGACGGAACAAAACAAAAGAAAAUUUCUUUACUUUGUACUUUUUUGUUAUCGGUGCCCCCAUCCCCCCCAGUCAUGUGUUGUACUGGACAUUGACACGCACCUCUCUUGAGUUGGCCCUCAUAGCCAUUGGGCGGUGGAUUGUGGGAGCAGCUGGAUGCCACUCCUCAGUGAAAAGAGUGAAGUUGUGAAGAAAGUUGCUGUGGAAGCAGAUGGAGGAGCACAAGACUCACGGGAUCCCUCUCCCAGGGCGGGUGGGACACCAUGAACCAUCUUGGCAGAGGACUCUUUCAGUUUGAACUUCAGUUCACUACUCAGAAGCUCUCUUUGAAAGUUAGUCUACUGGGUCUAAGUGGCAUUGAGAGAUUGGGUAAAACCUGACUGUAUCGGAUGGGCUUUGUCAUUGUUUACAGAACUGCAUUUCUUCUUGCCAUUAUCCUGUUUGGUUUGGAGGUGUACUUCUCUGUCCCCACACUUUUAUCCUUUUUUUGGUUUGGAAGGACAAUUCUUGAACCUUGGACCUCAUAACCUAUUGGAAUGAGGUGAGAGCAGCUGUGUAGUAUUGAAAUGCUCCUGGCUUUAUUUCAUGUGUACUUGUGUGCAUUUUGAGUAGGAAUGUAACAACAAAAUGAAGCAUUUCAGGAAAUUGGCACAUCCCCUGUUAAACGAACGUUUGGUUGCUAGGUUCUGUAACAUAGUGGUGUCAUAAAGCUGUAGCAACCAUGUAAGAGAGCUGUGUUGGUGUUUUGAUCCAUUAGAACAUGAAGGGAGGUGGGAUUGUUCUUUUUUACUGGUUGGUUUGAUCCUGUUCAGUCCUUUGUGCGCUCCUACAUGUUAUUGCUUACAUCUGGCACUGAGUAGAAACAAUCCCGUCUUUUUACUCUGUCACAGGUGUGCAGAAAAAGUCAGUUUUGUGCUAGACAUGGAAUUUUUUUUCGUUUUUUUUUUUGAAGAACUUCAAUUUCAUGUCUCCUUACUAAAACUGAAUGGUUUGGCCUACAACACAAAAAUCACACUUUUUUUGGAGGUUUAGUGGUUCAUUUGAUCAUUUUGUUAAUAUUGUGCAUCACAA
Molecule: messenger RNA, 4400 nt
Organism: Scleropages formosus (Asian bonytongue)
Lineage: Eukaryota; Metazoa; Chordata; Actinopteri; Osteoglossiformes; Osteoglossidae
Gene: naa25
Product: N-alpha-acetyltransferase 25, NatB auxiliary subunit
Exons: 24
Coding region: 16-2934 (972 amino acids)
Biological process (GO): N-terminal peptidyl-methionine acetylation
Cellular component (GO): NatB complex; cytoplasm
Molecular function (GO): protein binding
Source: RefSeq, a predicted model, not a curated record